This is a messenger RNA of Lodderomyces elongisporus, 1593 nucleotides long. RefSeq names its product Uga2p. Gene Ontology annotation, biological process: GABA catabolic process. Gene Ontology annotation, cellular component: cytoplasm. The transcript has a single exon. NCBI's taxonomy places the organism in Eukaryota, Fungi, Ascomycota, Pichiomycetes, Serinales, Debaryomycetaceae. The record is from RefSeq and is a predicted model, not a curated record. The coding region runs from base 1 to 1593 and encodes 530 amino acids. Gene Ontology annotation, molecular function: succinate-semialdehyde dehydrogenase (NAD+) activity.
AUGCCAAAGGGGAAAGUUGCUAUUGCUAAUAAAUCAUUUAAGAUGCUAUUCAAAAGACUCUAUGCCACUACAGUGUCCACUAGACUUUCUUCAGCACUCAAAAAUACAGACCUCAUCAAAACGAAUGCUUUUGUGAAUGGGGCAUGGAUCAAAAGCUCACAAGGCAAAAGCUUUCCUGUGACAGACCCUGGAGCCGUAUCCGGGUCCGGAUCAGUGGGCGCUAACCCCGACUCAGAUCCACACUUGGCAACAGUUCAGUCGAUGGAAGCGCAAGAUUACAACGAUGCCAUCAAGUAUGCAGAAUCAUCAUUUAACGAGUUUAAGCAUACUUCAGGUAGAUAUAGAUCGAAUCUUCUCUACAAGUUGUAUGAGUUGAUGCAUGAGAACAAAGAAGAUUUGGCAACUAUGAUUACAUUGGAGAAUGGUAAACCAUAUGCCGAUGCUCUUGGUGAAGUUACUUAUGCCGCUUCCUUUUUCCAAUGGUUUGCCGAAGAAGCACCUCGAGUUUCAGGUGAAAUUAUCCCUUCCGCUAACUCAAGUAAUAGAAUAUUUGCAAUGAAACAGCCAAUUGGUGUAUGUGGAAUAUUAACACCGUGGAAUUUUCCGCUUGCUAUGAUUACGAGGAAAUUAGGAGCGGCGAUUGCAGCAGGCUGCACAACUGUAAUUAAGCCUGCUUCCGAAACACCUCUUUCGGCGCUUAGUUUGGCUUAUUUGACGGAAUUGGCAGGAUUCCCUAAAGGCGUUGUUAAUGUGUUGGCGAGUGAUGAUGCAGCCACAGUAGGAAAGUUGAUAUGCGAGAACCCAAUAAUUAAAAAAGUCUCAUUCACUGGGUCUACAAAUGUUGGGAAACUAUUGAUGAAGCAAUCAUCGUCUACUCUCAAAAAAUUGUCGUUUGAGCUUGGAGGAAAUGCCCCAUUUAUUGUAUUUGAAGAUGCUGACUUGGACAAAGCAGUCGCUGGCGCAAUUGCAUCAAAAUUUAGGUCAAGCGGUCAAACAUGUAUUUGUGCAAAUAGACUAUUUGUCCACGAAUCCAUUUACGAUGAGUUUUCCCGCAAGUUUGUGGAGAAAUUAAAAAGAGAUGUUGUGUUGGGACACGGCUUGAAAGAAGGUGUGACUCAUGGUCCAGUAAUCCACGAUAGAUCGAUGCUGAAAGUAAGAAGUCAUAUAGAAGAUGCUUCCGAGAAAGGUGCCAAAAUCCUUCUUGGUGGUAACAAACGUCCCGAUCUUGGUGAAAACUUCCACGAACUUACAGUGCUAGGUGAUGUGACACCAGAUAUGUUGAUAUUUCAAGAAGAAACCUUUGGUCCUGUGGCUCCAUUGAUCAAGUUUUCUUCAGACGAGGAAGUCAUUAAUAUGGCUAACGAUACUAGGGUAGGACUUGCUGGAUAUUUUUAUUCUACAAAUGUCAGUAGAGUGUUCAAAGUGGCCGAAGCAAUUGAAGUUGGUAUGUUGGGAGUUAAUACGGGUGCCAUAUCUGAAGCAGCAUUGCCUUUUGGAGGUGUCCAAGAGUCUGGUUUUGGUAGGGAAGGAUCAAAAUUUGGAGUUGAUGAUUAUUUAGUUAUUAAAGGUGUAGUGUUGGGUGACAUUGUCUAA